Closterium sp. Yama58-4 is the source of this 2355-nucleotide messenger RNA. Lineage: Eukaryota; Viridiplantae; Streptophyta; Zygnematophyceae; Desmidiales; Closteriaceae. The record is from the annotation of a GenBank genome assembly.
AUGCCUAAGCUUAAUGUUUUGUUAAACAAACUGCUCCAGAUCCGUGCCAUACAGUCCGUCGAUUCAUUGGAUUUGAAGAUGCCGUCGUUUGGACUCAGGUCCAGCUCCGAAGAUCCGGCUUCACUGGAAUUUAACGUGGCAACGCAGCAUGCUGGAGUCACCUCGAGUCAAAUUCAGUCAGAUCGGACUAAUUCCAACUCAGACGCUCCUGAGCUCCCGUCACUACCAGCUUCUACUACUCAAGAUGCAAUAGCUGUAGCAGGUGAGAAGGACGGAAACAAUCCAGCUGAGCCACAGCAGCUGGAACAGCCGCACCUGGAGAGACAGCCACAGCGAAAGGAGCAAGAGCAACUCAGCGUUCGUCCAAAUCCUCCGUCAGCUCCUUCAUCUCCGUCAGCUCCUUCAUCUCCGUCAGCUUCUUCAUCUCCGUCAGCCUCUUCGAUCCCUUCAGCCUCUUCAGCCCCUGCAGCCUCAUCAACUCCGUCAACCCCUUGUCCCUCUUCAAGCACCAACCAGCCUACCGGAAAUAUUAAUUCAGCUGCAAAUGUUCAACGUGUCAAUGUCGAGCCGCUUAAUUCUAAUCAAGCUACAAACGAAUCGGCCACUACCAAGUCAGGGGUGCCUGUUGUGGUGGUGGAUGACAGCGGGGGAAGGCUGGAGCUUUGGGGGAUGGGAUCGGAGGGGUCGUCUUCAGGAGCCCGUGUUUCGCGUGUUGUAGCAAAUCUCUCUCGCGUAUAUCGUUUCUCUGUUGAACGGAGCAUGCUGCAGACGGUUCAGCUGCAGCCUUAUCAGCAGCAGGCAGACGGGAAGGAUGGGAGUGGGCAGAGGACGGUUGGGGGUGGGAGUGCGGCUAAUGCAGUAGGGAGUGAAAAUCAGUCUAUUCGCACUUCGAGCCAUGCUACAGGCCAUGUUACAAGCCAAGCUGCGAGGCAGGUUACCAGUUCUCGCGAAGAGGAGGGCAGCUGGGAGGAUUUAGUUGCCGGUGAGGCAGCAGAAACAGCAGGCAAUCUGGAAUCAGCACUUCUUGACUUGUCCGAAUCGUUGCUGCUCUUCCUGCCUCAGACUGAACAAUUUGGAGGGACUGGGGGGAUUGGAGAGGCCACAGGAGUGGCCCCAGGAGUUCCUGCAGGUGCUACUGCUGCGUCGCCUUCUCCCCCACUUCCUCCUCCCCCUUUGGCCUCUCUGCACUCGCCUCACGCUCUGGAGUCCGAGUUUCUGAAGCAAGGGGGUGAUUCUCCUCCUGCCGCUCCUCCUGCUCAUCACCCUCCGCAACCUCACCACCCUCCCCCGCAUCACCCUCCCCCUCCUCACCACCCUCCCCCUCCUCACCACCCUCCCCCUCCUCACCACCCACCUCCUCCUCCUCCUCACCACCCCCCUCCUCCUCCUCACCACCCACCUCCUCCUCCUCACCAUCCCCCUCCACACCACCCUCCUCCUCCUCACCAUCCUCCCCCUCCUACUCACCACCACCCUCCUCACCACCCACCUCCUCCUCCUCAUCACCCUCCCCCUCCUCAUCACCCACCCCCUCACCACCCUCCCCCGCUCCAACCGCCUCCGCACCACCCUCAUUCCCCUCACCCUCUCCCUCCUCCCCCUCACCAUCCCCACCCCUCUCACGACCCCUAUCCCCACCACCACCCAUAUGAGCAUCACUACUUCUCCCCUCCACCUUACCACCACUAUCCUCCUCCUCCUCCUCCUCCUCCUCCUCCUCCUCCUCCUCCUCCUCCUCCUCCUCCUCCUCCUCCUCCUCCUCCUCCUCCUCCUUCUCCUCCUCCUCCUCCUCUUCAGGUCCAUCCCCCUCGCCCUGCAGAUGCGCAAGCGUCCUCCUCGUCCCCUCCCCCUCCCUCUCCGCGUCCCAAUGCUCAACCGGUUAAGGAAAAUGAAGGGGAAGGUGGUCCUGAAGUGAGUUUCGAGGUGGCUCAAAUGUCAUCCUCACCGCAUGGCCUUUCUUCAACUUCUUCUCAGCCAGUGGAGGCAAACGAGUGGGAGGGUAGUCCUGGGGCGGAGCAGGAUGUGAGGGGGGAGAAGGGGGAAAGGGAGAAGCAGGAGAGGGGCGAGAAGGGGGAGUUGGAGGAGAUUGAGGAAAGGGACGAGAGGUAUGAGAGGGACGAGAGGGACGAGAGGGACGAGAGGGUGGGGAUGGAGAGGAGGGUGGAGAUGGGGGAGAGGGCAGAGAGGAAGGAGAGGGAGGAGAAGGAAGACAUAGAGGUAAGGGAAGAGACUGAAGAAAGAGAAGAGAGGGAGGAAAGGAGGGAGAGGGAUUCAGAAACGAGCGGAGAAGCUGGGAGGCUAGCAGGAAUGCUGGGGGGUGGCGAAUGGGAAUGCAUUCCCAGGGGCGAUGCUUGA